This is a messenger RNA of Passer montanus (Eurasian tree sparrow), 2290 nucleotides long. RefSeq names its product vestigial like family member 1 (gene VGLL1). Gene Ontology annotation, cellular component: nucleus. Bases 886 to 1590 code for a protein of 234 amino acids. NCBI's taxonomy places the organism in Eukaryota, Metazoa, Chordata, Aves, Passeriformes, Passeridae. The transcript is spliced from 5 exons. The record is from RefSeq and is a predicted model, not a curated record. Gene Ontology annotation, biological process: regulation of transcription by RNA polymerase II.
CCUGAAACCUCCUAACCUGGUUGACUCGUUGGAGUGCAUUUCAUGCAUUCUUAGCAGAUAGGCUGAAGGAAACGCCUUGUUCUGUGCUGCUGGAGGCUAGAAAGUGUGGGGAGUUCAUGAACGUGGCUUGUCUUCUGCUGCAGUCGCUGCAGUGCACACAGAGCUGGCUGGGCCCAGGAAGGAUCCCAGCCUGCUAGACACAACAUGAGUGUUCCACAUCUGGAAAAUCUGACUGACAGUGAGUUAAGGUGAAGCAACUAAUUACUCUUAGAAGGCUUUUUGUUUUGGAGAUCUGUGCUGACAGUCAUUAAGGUAUUUGACACUUUACCUUAUCUAAAAUUAUUAUUUUCAGCUCUAAUGUAGUAUAGUGGGAUUUGGGGGUUUUGUUGCUCUUGUUUUGUUUGGUUUUUUUUUCACUCUGUCAUUUUUUUUUGAACACAAAAACCUAAAUUGGACAAAGCAUUUUGAUAACUUCACCCUGAACUUCAUUCAGGGAUAGUGCCACUUCUGAAUUAUUUUUUUAAGUGUCCCAGUUCUUCCAGAGGGCACAUUCGCACAGUAUACAUCCUAAGCCCAGACUUAAAAAGUCAGGGUGAGAAAUGAAAGCUAGUGGGUAGAUAUGCCCAUUCUACCUAAGUAUUUCAUUUUAGAAGUAUCUAACAGGGAAAUCAGUAAAGAAGAGGUGCAUGGAAAAAGCAGAAAAACAGAGAAUCCAUUCCUACCAAGUGUUCUUCUGGCCCCUACCAUUUUUGGGAGGAAGCUGGGCUCGCCACCCUCUAGGCACUUGAAGUUAAAUAUUGUCUCUUUGACCUGUCUGGGUUUUUUGGUUUGUGUUUUUUGGGUUUUCGUUUGGGUUUUUUUUGCAGAGACUCUUGGUCAUUGAAAAUGGAAGAAACAAGGAAGUUUUCCCCAAAACUGAGUAAAAGCAAAGAGCCUGUGAAAACAGAAUGGGGAUCUCAGAGCGUGGUGUUCACCUAUUUCCAAGGGGACAUUAACAGCAUGGUAGAUGAACAUUUUUCUAGAGCUCUCAGCAAUGCCAAGAACCCUCAAGACCUGAGCACAAAGCACAAAGACAGCAUGUCUCCCCAUCAGUGGAAUUUCUCUUCGCAUUGCUACAAACCAUAUCCAUCAUCUUCUUCAACCAGCAUGGCAAAUUCUGCUCUGAAUUUUUCUGCUGCUGGUGUGGUAGGCCAGUGCCAGCCAUCAUCUCUGCGGAGUCGUCCAGCUCAGCCUGCAGAUUUAUGGCCCUUCCCUCCAACUGGGACUCCCAGUGUCACUGGUCCAGUGUAUCCUCACACCCUUCCUGACCUGCAUGCAGCUGAUGAGCUGAUCUCUGACAGGAAAUACAGUUCUCUUCUUGGCCUUCUGCAACAGGAAAGAUGCUUAACAUCUAUGCAAGAAUGCACCAUGAAGCAACACUCAAGUUCUGCUUGUAUGACUGGACCUGCGAGGUUACAAAAUAUGAGUCAAAGUUCAGCUCCUGGGGGAGAGAGGAAAGCAAGUUCUUACCAAGGCUCAGAAAAUCCCAGUGUAAGCCAUGCCACUGCAGGCAUUCAGAUUCAUGACAGAAGACGGGAUGUGUACUUCUAGCAACUGAAUGUUUCUACUUUGUUUUGAAUGAGAAAGUUAUUUCUGUGAACUUUUAUUAUUUGCAACUGUGAAUCAAGAAGAAAUGAACUGCAGCUAUCCUGUGUUUUUCUCUCAGCUGGAAGAAUACUGUUUGGGGAAUGACAAAACAAUCCUUUUCUAUACAGUAAAUAAUUUCUAAUGUUUGUGGUAUUAACCUGGGCAGUAUGCUUGUUGUGGCCGUAGAUUGGCUGUUUAAGGCUUUUCAUGUAACCCUCUUGAAAGGACUCCAGGCCUUUUUAAUCUUUGUGUUCAUUAAUUUACCAUCACCUGAUAAGAAGUACAAUUCUUAUCAAUGCAGCUGAUAACCCAUAAGUGCAGGGAUGCAGUUAGCAUAAAUUCAAUGCUGCAACUUCUUAGCUGGAUUUGAGAUCUCCAUAUUGUUUAAAACAGUCUUAGGCCACUGGCAAGAGACUUCAACCACAGGCCAGCAAAGCACAUUAUUUAUGUUUUGAAAGUGCUGCAAUUUAUGGCCAUACUUGCAGUUUCUAGAAGGUCUGUAAUAUACUUAUGCCUGAAGGUUCUAUUUUGCCCUCUCACUAAUGUAUCAUCAUCUUCUGGAAAGCAAUGAAUUCAUAGUAGCUCUGAGAGGAAAUCUUGAUUCUCAUUGGGUGCGAUUACAAUACCAUUCAGCAAAAACCUGCAGGUAGGAUGUUCUAUUUUC